AUGCCUCCGAUCGAUGAUGAGCUCCAUGAACGCUUUAACCUCUUAAAGCAGCUCUUUGGUUUUUCAAUUGGAAAGAUCGUGGAGGAAGAAGCCGUAUAUUAUAUCCAUCCUUAUCCGUCAAAGCAAUCCCUUCUUAUGGAGAUGCGUCUUAGAGAUGUAACGAUGGAUCUCGAAAGUUUCUCCCGACACGCUGGCCGAUCAACCAUAACGACGGAUGAUGUGUUACUCGUUACAAGAAGGAAUGAUGCCUUACACGAUAUCAUCAAGGAUUUCAUCGAUCAAGAGAAAGCGAAAUCUACCAAUGAAAAGGGAAAAGGUCGCACGAAGACCAAAUGA
Messenger RNA from Botrytis sinoallii, 336 nucleotides. RefSeq lists its product as uncharacterized. Gene Ontology annotation, molecular function: protein heterodimerization activity; chromatin binding. Gene Ontology annotation, cellular component: Fanconi anaemia nuclear complex; FANCM-MHF complex. Gene Ontology annotation, biological process: resolution of meiotic recombination intermediates; replication fork processing. The record is from RefSeq and is a predicted model, not a curated record. NCBI's taxonomy places the organism in Eukaryota, Fungi, Ascomycota, Leotiomycetes, Helotiales, Sclerotiniaceae. The coding region runs from base 1 to 336 and encodes 111 amino acids. The transcript has 3 exons.